AUGAUGGUCCUGUUUCGAGAUGCACCUACUCUGCCACACAGUGACCUACAUUACCACAAUUCGACUCCACUCUUGUCAUACGAUAGCACAAGAUUCACAUUAAACAAGGCUUCCACAUUCACAAUUAUUGUUGAUUGUAUAGUGCAGAAUCCUGCUUCAUCUACCUACAUCCUCUGCUGCCAAGAACCUUACAAGAGAAAAACUAAGAGAUAUCUGGACUCGACAGGGAAAAGCGAGAUGGUCUUUAUUCAACCAGUAAAACAAAGGGUGAUACAGAACUUAGAACAAAAAUAGUAACAAUGUACUUAAUAUAAGAAGGGAAACAAAAAAAUAAUAUUUUUUACAAUAAAUAUUAUGCCAUUGUCCAUUGCAUUAUUUGUAUGUAUAUUUUAUUUAUAUAGCGCUAACAGGUGUACUCAGCACUUUACAGGUUACAUUACAGUAGAGGGAGGUACAGUCAGUGCAGUAGGUAUACAGUGUAUUUAUAUUUUAUUUAUAUAGCGCUAACAGGUGUACUCAGCACUUUACAGGUUACAUUACAGUAGAGGGAGGUACAGUAAGUACAGUAGGUAUACAGUGUAUGUAUAUUUUAUAUAGCGCUAACAGGUGUACUUAGCACUUUACAGGUUACAUUACAGUAGAGGGAGGUACAGUAAGUACAGUAGGUAUACAGUGUAUUUAUAUUUUAUAUAGCGCUAACAGCUGUAUUCAGCACUUUACAGGUUACAUUACAGUAGAGGGAGGUACAGUAAGUGCAGUAGGUAUACAGUGUAUGUAUAUUAUAUUUAUAUAGCGUUAACAGGUGUACUCAGCACUUUGCAGGUUACAUUACAGUAGAGGGAGGUACAGUAAGUGCAGUAGGUAUACAGUGUAUGUAUAUUUUAUUUAUAUAGUGCUAACAGGUGUACUCAGCACUUUACAGGUUACAUUACAGUAGAGGGAGGUACAGUAAGUGCAGUAGGUAUACAGUGUAUGUAUAUUAUAUUUAUAUAGCGCUAACAGGUGUACUCAGCACUUUACAGGUUACAUUACAGUAGAGGGAGGUACAGUAAGUGCAGUAGGUAUACAGUGUAUGUAUAUGUUAUUUAUAUAGCGCUAACAGGUGUACUCAGCGCUUUACAGGUUACAUUACAAUAGAGGGAGUUACAGUAAGUGCAGUAGGUAUACAGUGUAUGUAUAUUAUAUUUAUAUAGCCCUAACAGGUGUACUCAGCACUUUACAGGUUACAUUACAGUAGAGGGAGGUACAGUAAGUGCAGUAGGUAUACAGUGUAUGUAUAGUUUAUAUAGCGCAAACAGGUGUACUCAGCACUUUACAGGUUGCAUUACAGUAGAGGGAGGUACAGUAAGUGCAGUAGGUAUACAGUGUAUGUAUAUUUUAUUUAUAUAGAGCUAACAGGUGUACUCAGCACUUUACAGGUUACAUUACAGUAGAGGGAUGUACAGUAAGUGCAGUAGGUAUACAGUGUAUUUAUAUUUUAUUUAUAUAGAGCUAACAGGUGUACUCAGCACUUUACAGUUUACAUUACAGUAGAGGGAGGUACAGUAAGUGCAGUAGGUAUACAGUGUAUGUAUAUUUUAUUUAUAUAGCGCUAACAGGUGUACUCAGCACUUUACAGGUUACAUUAUAGUAGAUGUAGGUACAGUAAGUGCAGUAGGUGUACAGUGUAUGUAUAUUUUAUUUAUAUAGUGCUAACAGGUGCACUCAGCACUUUACAGGUUACAUUACAGUAGAGGGAGGUGCAGUAAGUAUACAGUGUAUGUAUAUUUUAUUUAUAUAGCACUAACAGGUGUAAUCAGCACUUUACAGGUUACAUUACAGUAGAGGGAGGUACAGUAAGUGCAGUAGGUAUACAGUGUAUGUAUAUUUGAUUUAUAUAGCACUAACAGGUGUACACAGCACUUUACAGGUUACAUUACAGUAGAGGGAGGUACUGUAAGUGCAGUAGGUAUACAGUGUAUGUAUAUUUUAUUUAUAUAGCACUAACAGGUGUACUCAGCACUUUACAGGUUACAUUACAGUAGAGGGAGGUACAGUAAGUGCAGUAGGUAUACAGUGUAUGUAUAUUUUAUUUAUAUAGCACUAACAGGUGUACUCAGCAUUUUUUUGUAAAUUGCAGAUCUCCCCAGGAGUUUGUCAUUGAACUCCAAUAAAUGCAUAUUUACUCUGUGUCUGAUAUAAAGCAGUAUCAGUGGGAAAGUGUUGGCAGUCCUGAAUCCCAGCCUGUGCUGACAGACAGCUCCAAUCCAGCCCAUCCUGCAGAGGACACAACUUCACUCCAAGAACAGAUCACUUCUCCACUUGCUGGACAGAUGGAUUAUCCAUGUAUGUCUUCCUCCUCUGUCUCUGCAGGACUGUGAAUUCCCCAAUCCCUGCUGCUUGCUGGAGCCCCCCUCUGCUCUGUACAAGGUCAGUGAGUGUAACCCACAGAUUGUGUGAAUUGGUACAUUGUUUGCCAUUUCUAUUUGAAUUGCAAAUCCCUGAAUCUGUUGGAUCUCAGCUUCUCAGACAGUGACAGCCCCCAAUGAUCCCACCUCAGCAAAGGAAUCCUCUAACUCCCAUCAUGCCCAGCCCACAGCUCACAUGCCUGGCAUUUAAUGAGCAAACAGACCAAGAUUUUAUUUAAAAUAAAGACAUUACAAGACAAUACUACAACUGUUCAUAUCUGAGGGAUUCCAUAUUCUACCCAGUGACUAACUCUGUCAUAAAGGAUGAGAUCUGGAUUAACCCUGUCAGUGCCAUGUUGCAGAACAGCCAAGGGGGCAAAGGUUUUUAUAAGGGCUAAAAUAUGCAAACCUAUAACACAAGGCAAAAUUAACAAAAUAGGCGUACUAAUGUGUGUGUGUGUAUAUGCAUUAUUUCUGAAUGUAAGUUGCGUGUUUGUUGUAAUACAGGAGUUGCAUGUUUGCGUGUUUGCUGUAACACAGGAGUUGCGCGUUUGCUGUAAUACAGGAGUUGCAUGUUUUCUGUAAUACAGGGGUUGCGUGUUUGCUGCAAUACAGGAGAUGUGUGUAUGCUGUAAUACAGAAGAUGCGUGUUUGCUGUAAUACUGGAGUUGCGUGUUUGCUGUAAUACAGGAGUUGUGUGUUUGCACGUUUGCUGUAAUACAGGAGUUGCGUGUUUGCUGCAAUACAGGAGUUGCGUGUUUGCUGUAAUACAGGAGAUGCAUGUUUGCGUGUUUCCUGUAAUACAGGAGUUGCGUGUUUGCUGUAAUACAGGAGUUGCGUGUUUGCUGCAAUACAGGAGUUGCAUGUUUGCUGUAAUACAGGGCAUGCGUGUUUGCUGCAAUACAGAAGAUGCGUGUUAGCUGUAAUACAGGAGUUGCAUGUUUGCUAUAAUACAGGAGUUGCGUGUUUGCUGUAAUACAGGGCAUGCGUGUUUGCUGUAAUACAGAAGAUGCGUGUUAGCUGUAAUACAGGAGUUGCAUGUUUGCUGUAAUACAGGGCAUGCGUGUUUGCUGCAAUACAGAAGAUGCGUGUUAGCUGUAAUACAGGAGUUGCGUGUUUGCUGUAAUACAGGGCAUGCGUGUUUGCUGUAAUACAGAAGAUGCGUGUUAGCUGUAAUACAGGAGUUGCAUGUUUGCUGUAAUACAGGAGUGCUGCGUGCGUUUGCUGUAAUACAGGAGUUGCGUGUUUGCUGUAAUACAGGGCAUGCGUGUUUGCUGUAAUACAGAAGAUGCGUGUUUGCUGUAAUACAGGAGUUGCAUGUUUGCUAUAAUACAGGAGAUGCGUGUUUGCUGUAAUACAGGGCAUGCGUGUUUGCUGUAAUACAGGAGUUAUGUGUUGGCUGUAAUACAGGAAAUGCGUGUUUGCUGUAAUACAGAAGUUGUGUGUUUGCUGUAAUACAGGAGCUGCAUGUUUGCUGUAAUACAGGAGUUAUGUGUUGGCUGUAAUACAGGAGUUGCAUGUUUGCAGUAAUACAGGAGAUGCGUGUUUGCGGUAAUACAGGAGUUGCAUGUUUGCAGUAAUACAGGAGAUGCGUGUUUGCUGUAAUACAGAAGUUAUGUGUUUGUUGUAAUGCAGGAGUUGCAUGUUUGCUGUAAUGCAGGAGUUGCAUGUUUGCUGUAAUGCAGGAGUUGCAUGUUUGCUGUAAUACAGGAGUUGCGUGUUUGCUGUAAUACAGGAGUUGCUGUUUUCUGCAAUACAGUAGGUGCAUGCUUUCUCUCUCUCGCUGGGUGUUGAGGUGACUGCAGUCUCUCACUUAGCACUGCGGCUGGAGAUCCCAGGAUUGAACUAUAAUUGGAAAGCGAUGCAGCUGAAUGAGCUAUUCUCACUCGCAUUGCUGGCAUUGCACACUGUCCCAGGUCUUUGAAUUCACUAACCGCCGUAGUAGAAUGCCCCAAUGUGUCCUCCCAAGGACAUCACGGCUCACACAGGAGAAGUGAGCUUUAACAGCCUGCUAAUUAUUUUAGUGUGUCUGCUAUCAGCUAAGUGGAAAUGUGAAUUGUAUUUACAAUGUCUCUCAUGCUUGGUAUACACGUUUAUCUACUAGCAGUCGAUUCCAUGUAUCAACAACUAUUUCAUUAGUUACCAUACUUUAUUACACUUUGAAACUCAAAGUAUUAAACGUCAGUCCAUGUAUGUGUAUCACGGAUUUACGUUUGAAGUCCUAUUCUAACAGUCAGACUUAAAUUGAAGUUUCAAAAUGCAAUCCAACCUUGGGGAAUGGAUAGGAUUCUAGUAGCCCCCAUACCUCCCUGCGCAGUGUCUUGUAUAUCCCAGUAUGUGUAGACCCCCUACCUCACCGUACAGUGUCUGAUAUAUCCCAGUAUGUGUAGACCCCCUAGCUCCAUGCGCAGUGUCUGAUAUAUCCCAGUAUGUGUAGACCCCCUAGCUCCAUGCACAGUGUCUGAUAUAUCCCAGUAUGUGUAGACCCCUUGCUUCCCAGCGCAGUGUCUGAUAUAUUCCAGUAUGUGUAGACCCCCUGCCUCCUUGCACAGUGUCUGAUAUAUCCCAGUAUGUGUAUAUCCCCUACAUCCCUGCGCAGUGUCUGAUAUAUCCCAGUAUGUGUAGACCCCCUGCCUCCCUGCACAGUGUCUGAUAUAUCCUAGUAUGUGUAGACCCCCUACCUCCCCAUACAGUGUCUGAUAUAUCCCAGUUUGUGUAGAUCCUCUGCCUCCCUGCACAGUGUCUGAUAUAUCCUAUUAUGUGUAGAACCCCUUUCCCUUCCUGCACAGUGUCUGAUAUAUCCCAGUAUGUGUAGACCCCCUGCCUCCCUGCACAGUGUCUGAUAUAUCCUAGUAUGUGUAGACCCCCUACCUCCCCAUACAGUGUCUGAUAUAUCCCAGUUUGUGUAGACCCUCUGCCUCCCUGCACAGUGUCUGAUAUAUCCUAUUAUGUGUAGAACCCCUUUCCCUUCCUGCACAGUGUCUGAGAUAUCCCAAUAUGUGCAGACCCCCAACCUCCCCACGCAGCGCAGUGUCUGAUAUAUCCCAGUAUGUGUUGACCCCCUGCCUCCCUGCACAGUGUCUGAUAUAUCCCAGUAUGUGUAUACCCCCUAUGUCCCUGCGCAGUGUCUGAUAUAUCCGAGUAUGUGUAGACCCCCUACCUCCCCAUACAGUGUCUGAUAUAGCCCAGUAUGUGUAGACCCCCUGCCUCCCUGCACAGUGUCUGAUAUAUCCCAGUAUGUGUAGACCUCCUGCCUCCCUGCACAGUGUCUGAUAUAUCCUAUUAUGUGUAGAACCCCUUUCCCUUCCUGCACAGUCGGAUAUAUCCAAAUAUGUGCAGACCCCCAACCUCCCCACGCAGCGCAGUGUCUGAUAUAUCCUAGUAUGUGUAGACUAAAAGUGCGCCUCCCCCGAUGAUCAUGGGGAGCUAUUAACCCACGCCUCGGUCCAAGAAUAUUGCUUGAAAGCAGGACUCCAGAUGAAUGGUAAAAAAAUGUGGCUUUAUUAUAAAUAAAAGGUGAACAAUCCCCAAUGUAAUAAAAUGCAAGGCACAAGGUACGGUCCUACGCGUUUCAUCCAACAACUUAGGAAUUCCUCAGGGACCUUGAAAUCAAUUUAUGUAACAAUAGCAUACAAAAUAAAAUAACGCAGCCUAAUCAUUCCCACCCGCAAGUCAUCUUAAAUAGGGUCCCUAAGGAAUUCCUAAGUUGUUGGAUGAAAUGUGUAGGACCGUACCUUGUGCAUUUUAUUACAUUGUUGAUUGUUCACCUUUUAUUUAUAAUAAAGCUGCAUUUUUUUACCUUUCAUCUGGAGUCCUGCUUUCAAGAAAUAUACUUGGACCGAGGCGUGGGUUAAUAGCCCCCCAUCAUCAUCGGGGUAGGCGCACUUUUAGCGAUUUUAACACCUCCAUUCUGUGAGUGCAUUGAGUAACAGUGCAUCUAUAUAACUCUUUAAUGUAUUACACUAUUUCCGUUUUAUGUUCUCUUUUAGAAUAUAUAGCCGUUUCCCACGAAUGUUUUUGUAGUUCACAUCCCAGUAUGUGUAAAGGAAAGACACCAGCAGUGACCUUAGAGAAGCAAUUCUUGCUGCCCAUCAAACUGGGAAGGGUUAUAUGGCCAUUUCCAAACAAUUUAUAGUCCAUCUUUCUACAGUGAGAAAGAUUAUUCAAAAGUGUAGAAGGUGUAGAAGUGUUGCCAAGAAAAUGCAUCUUCUCUCUAAAAGAAACAUGGCAGCACUGCUUGGGUUUGUAAACUUGCAUCAGAACAAACCACUGGACUUUUGGAACAAUGUCCUUUGGACAAACAAGACAAUAGUGGAGAUAUUUGGCCAUAAUUCACAGCACCACGUUUGUCGAAAAACCAACACACCAUAUCAGCACAAACACCUCGUAACAACUGUCAAGCAUGUUGGUGGAAGAUUGAUGAUUUGGACUUGUAUUGCAGCCACGGGACCUGGGAACCUUGCAAUCAUUAAGUCGACUAUGAUCUCCUCUGUAUACCAAAGUAUUCUAGAGUCAUAUGUGAGGCCAUCUGUCCGACAGCUAAAGAUUGGCCGAAAAUGAGUCAAUACAAUGAUUCCAAUCACAUCAUGAAAUCUAGAAAAAAUAAUCAAAGUGUUGCAAUGGCCCAGUCAAAGUCCAGACAUCAACAUGAUUAAAAUGCUGUGGUGGGACCUUAAGAGAACCAUGUGUAAGGAAACCAAGUAUAUUUAAACCUCAUUCGGUAAUUUUCUCCUGAACCGCCUGAGCCUUAGUGAUUAUAGCCCUCCGUUCGGUAGAUAGGGUCGACGAAUCCUAUAGCAAUUCCAAUUCCAGCUUCACCAGAUAAUUCCCUUAGUAAAACACACGAAUCCCCAAACAUCAGCCGAAGUCAAGAAGGAGGGUACAAAAUGAACUGUCCUUGGAACUGUCCAGCUUUUAUGCAAGUCCCCAUGCAAGGGGACAGCCCUCAGGGAGGGACAAACAAUAACCAAUCACAGGCAGCAAAACGUUAACACACACCCACAAUUCCCUCCCCUAGCCCAGCAGAUAAUUCAGUCUGAUAAAAUAGUAACUUAAUUAUCUCGGGGCUGAAAAAUCACUUUUUUCCCCAACAUCCAGAACACCCCUUUAUACUGGGGUUAUCCCCAUAAAUAAAUAUCCCCUUAUAUGUCCCCUGAUAGCCCUGAUCUGGGUGACCAACAUAUUCGAAUUUCACCCAGAUCGGUUCAGGGGUUCGCAAAACCGGCUCUUGUGACCGGCUCACCCUGGGCUGCAUGCCCAAAACAGUUCCAUGAAUUUGGUGGGUUUUGCCGGUCACUUUCGAAAAAGCAUAAAAACUAAUGAAAAUACUGAAUGGAUUCCUCUGGCUCCUAGCAGUGUUCGUGCCCCUCUGUCGAAUGCACCAAAGUACCGAAUAGCGCUCUUCUAGCUGUUCGGUAAAUAGAGUUCCAGCGUUCGUCUGUUUGGGACCGGUGUUCGGGAAGUCGAGUGUCCGUUUUCAGUUCCAUGCACUCGACGACCAGGUCCCGCUGCCUUUGUUCGCAUGAACAAAGAUGGCCGCGGUUUUCUCUGCCACGUGGCAUUCGACUAACGAACGCUGGCCGCACAGACAGAGGUAGCAAUUUCACCCAAACUUUGAUGUUUAAUGAGCCAGAGGGGUGGUCUUUGUUCGGUAGUUCCAUCUACCGAAUGCAAUAGGCAGAAAUGGAGAUAAAGAGGGAAUGCAAACAGUAAAUAACACAGGGAAUAGGGGGUUUCUUCACACCAUGUAUAAAUAAAUACUAGCAAACCUCAAAAACUGUAGCAACGUUGUGAAGAAGAGCCAGACAAAAUUCCUCCACAACGAUGUGCAAGACUGAUAAAGUCAUACAGAAAACGAUUACUUCAAGUUAUUGCUGCUAAAGAUGGUUUUACAAGCUAUUGAAUCAUAAGGUGUACUUAGUUUUCCACACAUGGUUUCUCCAUUUUGGCUUUAUUUUUGUUAAAUAAAUCAUGACACUUGUGUUCACCUAAAGUUGGAUUUACCUAAUUUUAAAGAAAAACAAAAGAUAGAAAUAACGCCACUGCAAGCGCUCAGAAUCCACACUAAAUACCUAACGCGUUUCGGACCUAAAGGUCCAUAGACAUAUACUCCAUAGGAGUAUCUCACAUACAGGGUACAUCCCUUGAAUAACGCACUCAAUAAAAAAAAUUACAAAAAUUGGAGAACAAUCUAAUUUUAAGACAUUCUAAGGAACAGAGUGAUUGUUUUUAUAUCCUGAUAUGUAAAACCAUAGAAUCCAAAGAGGGUGUACUUUCUUUUUCCCAUGACUAUAUAUCCAAACAAAGAGAUUUAACUCCUAAAUGGCAGAGAACUGAGCAGUGAGACUGCAUGGGGCAUGAUCUAUACACCAGAAAUGCUUCAUUAAGCUAAAGCUGUUUGAUGCCUGUAGUGCAUUUUUGCAUUUUUUCACUUAUUGUAUGCAAUACAAUUUUAUAAUAUUUAAGCACAUGUACUUUUUUACGUGCACAACACACUAUUGCAGUAGCAUCACGUGACCUGUUUAUUUUUUGGCUAGGCCCUUAAUUCCAGUGAAAUGAAAGCGCGGAAUGCAAUGUAGACAGUUCUGUACCUGUAGAAUUGGGGUGAGGGGAUAGGGGCUGUAGUUUGGGGGGUAGGGGCUGUGGUGUGUGGAUAGUGGCAGUGGUGGGGAUACAGUGGCAGUAGUGGGAGGGUAGUGAUUGCGGCGUGGGAAUAAGGGCUCUAGUUGGAGGAGAGGAGCUGUGGUGGGUGGAGAGGGCUGUUAUGGUGGGGUUAGUGGAUAUAGUGGAGAAUAGUUCUACUAAAUGCUAAUUUUAUGGGAGAGCACUCACCAAAAGAUUGGUGCAGAGGACUCCGGUUCCGGUCCAAUCCGGUAUAAUAUCACGAAAGAGAAAAAACAAUGUCCAGCACACCUGAUAGUUUAAGUGUUAAUCCUUUAUGCCAGUCUCUGCUUGAAAUGUUGACACUUAGCUUGCUAUUAAUGGGUGAUAAAUAACAGGAUAUCACUUUAACUACCAGGUGUGGACGUUGUUUUUUCUCUUUCAUUGUAAUAAGUUCUGUCCUUUACCCCUGACUGUUAGCCCGGAGAAAGCAGACAGGAAAGAGGAGAAAUUAAAUAAUAUUUCUGCGGGGGCGGGGCCUGACAGCCAAGAUGGCCGGCCGCACAUGCUGAGAGCUCCUGCAGCAGCGGGUAAAAGAAUGACCAUAACGAGCGAUCCAAAAGUGCUAGCGGCAAACGGUGAUCGGCACCAAACACAGGAAGACAUGAGUUACAAAACUAUACUGGCCCAGCACCGGAGCGCCGCGGAAAAACCAACACCGGCCAUGCGGCCUACACCAGAGCGGGAACUGAGGUCUGGGGGAGGCGGCCGAUUCCCCGGCUCAGGACGCGCUCACAAACGAGAGCACACAACAGCCCUGCUGCCCCCCCCUCUGGACCGGCGGGGGACAUCCCGGUCCUCGCUGGGGACGAAUACCCCCACAUCGCUGACAGCCCAAGCGACAAAACUCUCAUGCACCCAGGACCGUCAGGGCCUAGCCAAGAUGGCAGCACAGAAGCAGACAAAGACAAGGCACACACUCACUGCACCACCCAAGCACACUCCGGAAUUUUAUGAACGGCUCUGCAGUUACCUCUGGAAGAAGCUUAAUGCCCGGAGACAGCUCUUCAGGCGAGCCGUGAGAGAGAUGGAGGCGUGGAUCCGCCCGGCUACCCGGCGCUUUCUGCGGGGGAAUCUUCCUCGCAAAUAUAGAGCAGCCUCCCGCUGGCAACGGAACCGCAGAACAGCGGGGCGGGAAGCGUCGCCAUGCUCCCCAGACAGCACCAAUUACGCUCCCAGGCUACGGAGCCGAACCCGCCGGUGCACACGACCUGCCUACCACUCAGCGGUCCCAGCAACAGCCAAACGGCAAGGCGUAAAUCCGCACAAGGGGACACACAAAUCCCAACGAGCCAUCGCUCAUAACACAACAGGGUUGCCGACCGGCGGACCAAACCGGCAAAGAGCCCAUCUACAGCUUGCCGGGAGGAGAACCUCUGGACCUCGGUCCUGCAGUGGGACUAUUGUGGUGAGAGUGGGGGUAGGGUGAUCCACACAUGCGAGACUCUGCCUAAUGCCACCCUUACCCCUCGCCAUACUUACCUACCGACACAGCAUGACAAGAGUCCUGAACACUCACCAUUGACAUAAAGUGUCUGAAUAAUCUAUUACACAUGUAACACCCAUAUUCUUUGACAUGUUUGUUAGGCUGGUUUUACUUUAGCAUUUCUCUCACAUGUAAGACAUGCAACUGUUAUUGAUAAGGCUGGAGCCAAUGUAUGUUUAGUAACUUAAGUUAGAUGAUGCCAGCACGACAAGCGUGCAGCCAAGUUUAUGCCAUGAAAGUGCCAAAGCUGAGCUUAUUUUCCGCCUUACUGCGCUGACGUGGCAUUGUGAAUAGUCUCAAUGCUAACACUUAAACGAUGCUCUAACACCAUGGCAGACCAAGCCUGUCUAAGUAGUGAGCUUGCUGCUCAACGCCUGUGUCUAGUUAACCUCCAAAGUAUUAUCUUUGUUUAACUUUAGGAAUGUGAAAUGAAGCCGGUUUAUAUUUUUUAUGUUUAUAUUGCCUACAUCAUUAACAAAACGUGACGCUACUUUAAGGCCAUACCGCUAUAACUGGAUAUAGACACCUAUCUGCCAUUAGCAUGGAACCCAGGUUGGCGUAUAGCACGACAUAUCCCAAUCCUGCAGCACUUAGUAUUUUUGCAUGUACCUAUAAAAGUUGUAAACUCACCCUUAAACCUGGCUUGUACUCACACACUAGCUCUUGACACAGCAUAACAAUUUUUAUGACUAGAUAGUAAAGCGCUGUUACAUAGUGUUCUGAAAAUGCCUACGCAACCUAAACGACGAAUACCUGUAUUGUUUAUCACCUAACCUAUCCUUACAAAAAAUGUGUUAGAUAUACCAUGUACCUCUUUGUUUAAAUGUGUACAAUACGCUGGAGGAUUGCCUUUGGGGUACCUCAUAUGCACCUGUUCAAAGCUUAUACACUACAAAAAUAAAGAAUUAUAAAAAAAAAAAUAAUAAUAAUAUUUCUGCUUCUCAUUAUCAUUUAGAACACUAUCAUGGAACGUUUAUUUCCCAGACUUUCCCACAUAAUGAUGUAUAACAUAUAGAGUAUCACUCUCACUAAAUUCUGUUAUUUGUUCAGUAUUUGCUAUCAAUGGGCCAAAGCCAAAGGGCAGUUCAUACAGAACAUGUGUAUUUUUAAUCCUCCUGGUUCUAAAUCUUGGUCUUGGUCAUUAGUUUAUUCUCUGUAUUUUAUCACAGAAAUACAUAUCAAUGGCACUAAACUUUGGGAGUCUUUAGUUAGCUCCCAUCCACUGGCUCUCUGUCAUCUGAUCCCUGCCAGAAAUAUUCAGAGAGGGACGAGAAGGCCUGUAAGUCCCACUUAUCUGCUAGUUCAGCAGUCGCUGGCCGCUCGGGUUUCACUGUCAGAGAGAAGGUUAGGAUGGACUGUCUGAUAAACACGCUAUCUGUACGGUCACAGCACAGUCUGCAAAUUAAACACAAAGUAGCCUAACAUAAAUACUCACAGCGCAAGGCGCACCUCGAGGGACCUCGAAGGAUCUGGAUAGAAAAGGCCAGAUUAUAAACCACCUCUAAUUAUCUCUGCGUAUGUUUAAAAUAUUAUUCUUAUUAACCAUUGUGGCUCAAUUGGUGCCAAGUCCUGGAGUCUAUUUAUUAAACAAUCACUUGUUCUAGGUAGAGAAAAAUAAUUACAAAAUUCAGAACAAGAUAAGUGAGUUUGAAAAAUUCUCCCAACUUUGCUUUUAUCAAAAACGGCUUCAUUUUGCAAUUAUGUUUCUCACUAUAAUACAAUUCAGUAUUUAGUCAGUAAGCCUCGCUGUGUAAGAAACCCAUGAACAUUACAUAAAGGGUGUUUUUAUUUCACUAUUUUACAUCCCAUAUGGGUUCGCAUAGUUUUAUAGUACUGAUGGAAAGUUCGGGGUUUCUGAUUUAUAUUGCUGUGAUGUACUGUAACAAAUAGCUUAAAUAUAUUGACAUUAUGUUUGUAUCUGAAAGGUAGUGAUUAUUGUGUUGUUUAUGGUCUUCAAUCAGUAAAUAAUUCCUAGUAAUCACAAGAUUCAGGGACUGUUUGAUCUUUCAUGGGGCAUUGAAGCACAAACAUUUGAGUAGGUACCCAUUCAGUAACUCACGAGGUAUGUUUAUUCUAGAAACUAUCUGGUAAAAAUGGCGCCUUUACAAUGCUUUACAAUGUGGUUCGUAUAAAACAUCUGUUCGGUGUCACGGAAUUUGUGUAAUUUAUUGGUGUGAUAUUCCUAAAUCAUAAAUGAUAUAAAACGGAAUGUUUCCUUUAUCUCUCUAGAUUUCGUUCCACGUAACUGAGUUUACACGGCAUCAUGGGAGUUAAGACUGCAUUGCCGCACUAUGAGCUGGGUUUCUACGCCCUGAUUGUGACCUGCGCGUUAGUUUAUUCCUUGAAUGGAAUAGUUGAAGUGUCUAAUGGUAAGAUCUUUUUUCAUUUCUAUAAAUUAUAGGCUGAUUAUCUUAAUUCUUUUUAUUAGCACCCUGGAAUGGGUAUUUUGGAGAAUUUAGAAACAAUUGCACAUUCUAGGCCAUAAUAGCCUCUAACCCAUGGAAAGAAAGGCUUGUGAUGUCAUAGAGGGGCGGGGUAUACAUGCGCUAUAUUCUGGAUAAAUAUAAUAUUUUGAUAAUUUAUUUCCUGUUUGAUCCUGGCGUGUAAUUGUAAUGGACCAAAAAAGAUAGUAAGCAAGUUAGUUACUAAAGUGAGGAUUCAAAGUAAAUUUCACAUUUAAGGUCAAAGUAGCCAUCUACUCUGGCCUUAUAAUUAAUAUCAUUCACUUUGAAUUCUCAGUUUAGUAAAUAACUCUGCAGCUUUUCUCAGUUACAGUGUUGCCAGUUACCUAAUAGAAGCCAUUCCUGAACUAUACUCUUUGCCUCGGUCUUUCUGUUGUGUGAGCUCGUCAUUUACUGAAGAUAAUGCUUUUUAUCCAGGACUUGGGCUGAAAUAGUUGGCAGGAUACGAUCAGUCAUUACAGUUAAAUGACUAGUCGAGGUUUUACCACUUUUGGUUUUCUUUCCGUAGACACCAUGAAUCGCAAGUCAUUUAGAGAGAGUGUCACGUCGGGCUGGCAGUACCUGGGCAGAAAAAUGGUAAGACACGAUGUACUGUGCUGUUUGUCGAGGUUAUAUCUCUUGUCGAAAGGUUCCAGAUUGCAAUUUCCAUUUAUGUUUGCGUGUCUCCUCCAGGAUGCAGCAGAUUUUGAGUGGGUGAUGUGGUUUACUACAUUUCGGAAUUACAUCAUCUUCGCUCUUGCGGGGCAUGUGAUUUUUGCCAAAAUAUUCUCUAUGAUGGUCCCUCAGGUGGGUGUCUUAAUAAUCUUGCACGAACACUGUGCGGGGGGAGGGGCUCUGUCACCUGUGGACUCACCCCAAAAAAGGGGAGACCUUACUGUCAAGCCUUAUUAAUCUGUAUAGAAUUCAAUGAACUUGAGAGAACGUUAAUUAAAUAAAAUUGAAACUGAGCUGAACUGAUGAUUUUUAGUAGUAUUUAUUUAAAUUUACAACUUAUUCUCACUCAUUUACUAACAUGUGGUAAAUUAAAGAUUGAGCACUUGUAAAAAAAAAAGCUAGACAGACAAACAGACAGACAAAUAGAUAGAUAGAUAGACAGACAGACAGACAGACAGAUACAUACAUAGAUACAUAGAUAGAUGGAUAGAGAAACAAAGAGCGAUGAUUCAUUUUGUAACGCACGGGAGCACCGGGCAUUAGGUCACAUGUUUAGCGCCACAAUCUCUGUUACAUUCUGACUUACUAUGUAUCUCCCUAUAGUACAGGUCCUGGGUCUACAUGCUGUACGGGAUGCUGACGGUCCUGGCCAUUAUGGGAAAUAACUUCUUAAUGCUGACACUGUCUCACUGCGCUGUCUUCUACAUCAUCUCGUUUGUAAAGCAGAAAUGGCUGUGCUUUGCCGCUGGCCUUUGUAGUCUGGCAACCUUCCGGCUCGAUAUGUUCAGCUCCUGGCAAGUAUGUUUUCUGGAAUCGCUACUUCUGGGUAGAAUGAGAAAUUCUCUUUAUAAAACUUCAAAAUGGAAUUCUUCACUAAAAUGGGCAUUGCGUACAACACACGGUUAUUAACUAAAGUGGGAAUAGCCAGGAAUUCAAAGUAAAUCCAACGUGAAUUUUAAAUUUAAAGCAGCUCUGUCAUGUUUCACCCCCCCAUUGCUACGAUCCUUUUUUAUAUUCAUUAUGUUUACUUCCUUCACCUUAAUACCUGGGUGCCUACAUUUUGUUCUCCUCUGUCCGUGAUGUCUGCAGUUUGCCUUCUGUGGGAUUAUUUUGACGUUGGAUUGUGGGUAGAUUAGCUUCUCAACUGAAAUAAUUAUUCUUUAUAAAGCGCCAACAUAUUACACAGCGCUGUACAAUAGUUGGACUAACAGAUAGGUAUUUGAAACAAGACAAAUUGAUUGCACAGGAGCAGAUGGUGUUGAGGGCCCUGCUCAAACAAGCUUCCUGAAAUGGAACUUAAGCUCCACCUAUUGCCAAAAAUUGCCAAAAAGCAUGCUCCCCAUGAGAAAAAAAAUAAUCCCAAUAUCUUCAUAUUUAUAACUAGAAAACUCAGCUGGAUUAAAAAAAAACAUAAAACAAAAAAAAAAAGAGGAACAAAAAGGAUUAAACUAAAAGCAAAACCUGCAAAGUGAUCGAGCCGUUUUAAGCCCCAAAUUGCCAAACUGAAAACAGAAUUGACUUGCAGGGUUUUUACUAUUUUGGCCAAAAUACUCCCUAAACACUCACUUUAGUCAAUAACAGACAGUCUCACUUUAAAAAUCUCAACUUGAAAUGUUUGAGUGCAAAUGUUCAACGUUGCUGUGUGACGGUGGUAGAAUUUGUUCGGAAUGAUUGAGUGAGAAUGCAGGUUAAUUGCUGCGCUGUUCUAACGUUGCUGUGUGACGGUGGUAGGAUUUGUUCGGAAUGAUUGAGUGAGAAUGCAGGUUAAUUGCUGCGCUGUUCUAACGUUGCUGUGUGACGGUGGUAGGAUUUGUUCGGAAUGAUUGAGUGAGAAUGCAGGUUAAUUGCUACGCUGUUCUAACGUUGCUGUGUGACGGUGGUAGAAUUUGUUCUGAAUGAUUGAGUGAGAAUGCAGGUUAAUUGCUGCGCUGUUCUAACGUUGCUGUGUGACGGUGGUAGAAUUUGUUCGGAAUGAUUGAGUGAGAAUGCAGGUUAAUUGCUGCGCUGUUCUAACGUUGCUGUGUGACGGUGGUAGGAUUUGUUCGGAAUGAUUGAGUGAGAAUGCAGGUUAAUUGCUGCGCUGUUCUAACGUUGCCGUGUGACGGUGGUAGGAUUUGUUCGGAAUGAUUGAGUGAGAAUGCAGGUUAAUUGCUGCGCUGUUCUAACGUUGCUGUGUGACGGUGGUAGGAUUUGUUCGGAAUGAUUGAGUGAGAAUGCAGGUUAAUUGCUGCGCUGUUCUAACGUUGCUGUGUGACGGUGGUAGGAUUUGUUCGUAAUGAUUGAGUGAGAAUGCAGGUUAAUUGCCGCGCUGUUCUAACGUUGCCAUGUGUCGGUGGUAGGAUUUGUUCGGAAUGAUUGAGUGAGAAUGCAGGUUAAUUGCUGCGCUGUUCUAACGUUGCUGUGUGACGGUGGUAGGAUUUGUUUGGAAUGUUUGAGUGAGAAUGCAGGUUAAUUGCUGCGCUGUUCUAACGUUGCUCAGAAUGUUUGAGUGAGAAUGCAGGUUAAUUGCUGCGCUGUUCUAACGUUGCCGUGUAACGGUGGUAGGAUUUGUUCGGAAUGAUUGAGUGAGAAUGCAGGUUAAUUGCUGCGCUGUUCUAACGUUGCUGUGUGACGGUGGUAGGAUUUGUUCAGAAUGUUUGAGUGAGAAUGCAGGUUAAUUGUCGCGUUGGUCUAACGUUGCUGUGGGACAGUGGUAGUAUUUGUUCUGAAUGAUUGCCCAUGUUAUGUGUCGUGCCCUUCUCGGUCAGUAUAGACACAUAACGAGGAUCCGUGACUUAUCACUUUGUUUCCUUUGAUCUUAGAAUGAAUUCUUUACCGAAACAUUUAAACUGCAAGAUAUCCUGUUUUAUGGCGGUAACGGGCUGACCAUACUGCGCUGCAUGAGUUUUGCUUUGGAGACGUGCGAUCAGAGAGAAGGAUUUUACUCCCCCGUGGAGCUUCUCAAGUACAACUACUACUUGCCUUUCUUCUUCUUUGGGCCCAUUAUGACGUUUGACAGGUAUUACGAACAGGUGAGCUAUAACGUGGCAGCCAAUCAGAAAAUUGCUUUAAACAUCUGAAUUAUUUCCCAGGUAAGGGCACAGCUGGUUAUCACAUCUGGCUGGGACACAAUACCCUGGUGCCCCAGACAUUAUUACUGUGAGUUACGUCAGCUCCACCAGAUCUACAGCGCUACGACUUUCUGUUCAGACUGCUCGCUAACGAACUUAGUGAGUACAGAUGUAUUGAUACUCGCCAUAUUCACAACUGCGCCGUUGACACCUAUUGAUACAAAACAGCUAUUGUUAAAAAGGCUGUUCUCCCAAUUACAACUAUUAAUGUUUUAUAUGAAUAAAGUCAGUGACAAGCACAAUCUUCUAUGGAUCCCAGGACUGAGGAACAAAGGCAGAACCCUGGUAAAACAAUAUCAAGGCACUAGCUCCAAUAUAUUAUUAUGUAUUUGACACUAAAUAGCAAUCAGGAUAUAAAUCCCUGUUAAAUUUUUAUAAUAUAUCUUCCCCAACGGAGAGGUGAUUCGGAAAAGUUGUAAACAGGACAGUACUUUCAGCAGCUCCAAGAGGUCACAACUUGGGAUCUUGGGUUGGCUAUCGGUUUGACCUAUAGUAUAUCAGUCUGUAGACUAAUAGAUUUGUUGGAAACUAUUUAACCAAAUACUAAUUUACUGAGGACAAAUUACUUUCUGCACUACCAGGGAGCAAAUUGGAGUGAAGAGGAUAGAGGGGGCAAGAUCCAUUAAUUGACUAAUUAGAAGAAGAUCAGAGUUUUAUUUCUUGGAGAAAAGACAAGAAACCAGGAUACGUACAAGGAUUAGAAGAGAAUAUGAGUGGUUAGUGUUUAGGAGUAAAAUGACAUCUAAACUGUAUCUAACACAUAAAUAAUACAUGCUUUAUUUCAACAAACAUCUUGUGUGUAUGUCCUGUGCUAUAGAUGUUAUGGUUGCCCAACAAAAUGGCAAUUAUUUUACUGAGCUUUGGAAGGAUAGAGGGCAGAGAUGACCGUACUGGAAAUAUAACCUGCAGCCUUGACGUUGCAGAAGGUAUUACAGAGCUAUCUUACCAGCUUUUCUUAACGGGACACUAUAGAGUCAGGAAUACAGACAUGUAUUCAUACACUAUAGCACUGGGGUGACUGUUUAGCUCCCUGACUUCCUCUUUUUUGUGCAAUGAAAAGGUGAGCUUAGUUACCCUUUUUUCCCCAAAACGCACCGGUCUCGCCGUGGCUGGCCCCACGCAGAGUGUGGAGACACUGAACUCGGAAGCAAUUUAAACGCUGACUUUUCUCUGAAAACGUAGUGUUUACAUUGAAAAGCCUUCAGCGACAGAAUAUAGACACCAGAAUCACUACAUUAAACGGUAGUGGUUUUAGUACUAUAGUGUCCCUUUAAGGCAGUGUAUAAUCAGAUUAGUUUUGUGCCAAUAAACCAGAGAUUUCUUUUUUUUAUUUUUAUUUACUUUGCAGCCAUAUUCACAAUUGGACUAUACAUAACUGCUUAUUGUUUUUACCUCUAAAAUUGCAAUGGUUUGGUGUCCAGAAUUAUCGAGUAGAAAGAUUUGUUUUUAAACAAUAUAUCAAGUAUGUAACCAUGUCAAAUGACUCCCAAUUUCUUUCUUUCUUUUUUUUUUUAUUACAAAUUUUCUUUACAAAAAUGAAUCCCAGAUACAUACAAUCACAUUUAUCAGACAAAAAAAUAAAAAAAAUAUAAACUUAAAUACUUGACAAUUCAUCAGCACAAUGCCUUUCCAAAACAUAGACUUUUACACAAAUCAUAAAGAAAUAAUAAUAAAAUAAAUAAAUAAAACACAUGGGUCGGUCACUGAAAGCAGCCCUUCCCAGCAGGGGUAUCCUAUCCGUGUUAGGAAUGUAUCCAUUUCUCCCAUUGGGAAAGAUCUCUAUAUUUGCGAUUAAUUUUGCUCAUUCCUCUCUCCAAUAAUAAUUGGAACUUAAUCUGAGAAAUAAAGUGAGGAGUAUUAAAGGGUUGAUCCUUCUUCCUGUUCCUAGCAAUAAUUAUCUUGGCCGCAACCAAUGGCAAACCGCUAUAAGCUGUCUCUUAGUCAAAUUAGGCCAAUUAAUAUGUAACAACAUGACCUCUGGUUUAUAUAUCAGCCUUGUAUCACAUCAUUUAUAGAUAAUAUUUUGUACUGAUUGCCAUAGAGGAGCCAUUUUACCACAUGACCACCAUAUAUGCAAAUAAUUGCCUCUCUCAGCAGCGCAUCUCCAUCUUUGAUAAUCUAGAUGGUACCACGUACCAUUUAUUUAUCAAUUUAUAAUGAGUCUCCACCAAAGACAGACUAUGUACAUAUUUAUUCACUUUCUAAAGAGAAGAGGACCACUCAUUGUCAUCGAUUAAAAUAUUUAAAGCUUUUUCCCAUUUUUGGAUUAUCACUGGAGUGUUAUUGACCUCCCAUGUUUCUAUCAAUUUCACACAUUUAGAGAACAAAUGUUUUAAGGUAUAGAUUGAGAAAGCAGCUUCCCUUUUGCCGUAAAUAUCCCCAUUAGAAAGUAUAUUCUCGUUGGAUAAAAAAUAAACCAGAGAUUUUAAAUCUAAAUUAUGCCUUUGAAAGAUUAUACAAAAUGAUAUUGAUGAUUUAAUUUCAUUAAAGAAAAUUAACUAAAUUCCUAAUGUUUUCUGCUUAAUAAGAGUGAUAACCCAAUAUUCCAAGAAAAGUCAGACUUGUAGAAACGUGCAGAGUUUAUAUCUUGCAGCCAAUUGUCACUUCCUGCUCUGUUAUGUGUUUAAUGUGGGAAUUGUUCGUCAGGACAGGAUAACAGGGACUUGUCAACUCUCUACAUGCCGAUGUGAAGCAUUUAGACGAUAAUAAUUAAAGAGUGAGGUGUAGUAAGCUAACAUUAUAAGAACAAAGCCUCAAAUUCUGCUAUUUUGCCCCAAAUUGUCCAGUUUUGAGAUCAUGUUAUUGUUUAAUGAAUAACUGCUGUAAGAUUGGACAAUUUGUGUCUUUAAAAACGUGUUUAAUAACUGAAGAGAGUUAUUCAAUAGCGUGUGAAUUUCAUUCGGUCAGAGUUUUUUACUAAAGGAAGAAUUUAAAGUGAAUUUCGAUGUUAAGGCCAGAGCAGCCGAAGUGAAAGCUGAGCUGGGUGUAGAAUUCGGCUACUGUGACCUUGAAUUUGAAAUUCACUUUGAAUUUGCGAUAAAUGUUCACAUUACUGAAUAACUUUGAUAGUGAGUUUGCAGUAUUAUGUAUAGAUAACUGAAGUUCAGCCUUUUGAAUUUCCCUCUGAAUUCCAAACAAUUCCUAGUUUAGCAAAUAAUAUCCCUGUAAAUUCUUAAUUUGUGCCAGAGAAGGCUGUAUUUACGCCAUAAUAUGUAUUGUAGAUUAUAAUGGUUGCAGAGAGGAAGCAAUUGACAAAGUAACUAUUGAAUACUAAAUAACAAAUUGAGCCUGUAAAUAUACAUUCACUGUGCGCACACCUUUACGUACAGCCGCGUGCCAGGCGUGUGCCAGACAUGCACAAUGCAGAACAAGCGCACACUGUCCCUCAUUUCCCUACAAUGCAGUUGUAUCCCAGUUAUAAACAGCUCAUAAUCUGCCCAUUAACUUUCUCUUUGUAAAUGAUUUUUAUCACUCGUUUGAAAUUAUUUUUGGUUCCUUUUUAAAGUUUGUACUAUCAGUACAAAUGUUCACUUGGUAAUUUAGAAUCAAAUUAAAAACUGGCAAAAAAAUAAUAUAAAUAACAGUUUAGUUGUUGGUGUUUUAGUUUGUUUGAUGAAUAGAAUGAAUCUAUUAAUGUGUGAGAAUCCUCAGUCUCUUUUUAUUAAGGAGAAAGAAUCUCGGCUUCAGACUAUUAUGAAAUGUGCCCAUGUGCACUGCUAUAGGUAUACUUUAAUUGACCCUGAAGUUGGCAAUCAGAUAAUGAACCAAUUCCGCUUUAUUUAUUGAAUGCCAUUCAUUUAGUUAUGGUGCGCGUAACCUGUCGUACUAUGUGAUUGCUGUUACAGGUUAACACCCGGGCCAUAACUCGGAAAGAGAACGAGAUGUGGAACAUUCGUGUCCAGGCUGUGAGUAAUCUCCUGUCUAUUAUAUUAGUCGACGUUUUCUUCCACUUUCUCUACAUCCUGACCAUCCCAACAGACCUGAAAGUUGUGAGUCGUCUUUCAGACUGGUCACUAGGUGUGUAUUGUGCAAAACAUUGGGUAUUUACUAACAUUUAACCCAAACUUAGGAUAUAAAGAUUGCCGGCAGUCUGUCUGUUAAUGUGAGGUUAUAUAUUUACCUUAUAUAAUGUACUUUCUAUUAUAUAAUAAAGGUAACAGACAACUUAACAUACAUUAUUACUGAUAAACAAAUAUAAUGUAUGCUUAGAUUAAUAAUCAGACAAAUAGUAACAUUAAAGGGACACUAUAGUUACCAGAACCAGUACAGCUUAAUAUAGUGGGUUCUGGUGUCUAUAGCCUGUCUCUGCAGGCUUUCCAAUGUAAAUAUUACCUUUUCAAAGACAAGGCAGUGUUUAAAUUGCUUCCUCAUUCAGGGUCUCCACACUCUGCAUAGGGCUAGCCACGGUGAGACCGGUGCCAAGUGGGAAGAAAGUAACUAAACUCACAUAUUUACUGCACAGACAGGAGGGUGGAAACCUAAACAGCCACACCAGUGCUAUAGUGUCAGGAAUACAUGUUUGUAUACUAUACUAUACUAUAGUGUUUCAGAGAAAACACAGUGUUUACAUUGCAGCCUAAUAACACCUCUACAGACAGUCACUCAGACAGCCUCUACAGGUGCUUCCUAUUUCAAGUGAUGCACUUUGUGCAGCACUAGCGUACACUGUCUUCACACUCUGCAUGUAGAGGCUGAACUUUCCCCAACAUCAAUAUUGGUGAUCUCAGUCAUGGAGGCGGGAUCAGCUGUGGAGAGACCGGCACGGGGAGGAUAAAAAGGUUGGUAAAACUACUUUUAACUUCACAGAGAAGGGAUUUUAUUCAUUAAUAAAUUAAGUUAUUAAUUACUAUACUUUAUGAUAAUUUUUAUAGAUAUAAGAAAAAAAUUAAUAUAAAUGUUUGAUGCUGGCCCAUUAGAGAAUGGGAGGUGUAUGACCCAUGAUAUCAUCCCCUACAAGAGCUACGUGGAUGAAUUUCAAGCCAUACAAGAGUUUUCUAGUCAUUGUAAUUAGCAGUACAGGUAAAUUUAAAUCUAACACUCAGUAACCUGGUCUCUACUUGUCUCACAGCGGCUCUGGCUUAUUCGAACCUUGUGUAUGACUGGGUGAAGGCAGCGGUAAUGUUCGGAGUUAUAAACACCAUCUCCAGGUUGGAUCACCUUGACCCUCCUCAACCUCCUAAGUGUAUCACCAUGCUUUACGUGUUUGCAGAAACGUGAGUUAUUACAGAUCCCUCAUGCUAUCUGUUAAGCCUGACAUAAACAUGUUCCUGAUCUUGGGGGAAGGUCUAUUAUUGUUACUGGUAUUUAUAUAGCGCCAGCAUAUUCCGUAGCGCUUUACAAUAUUAUCAAAGGGGGAAAUUUAACAAAUAAGACAAUUACAAAUACGAUAGGUUGAAGAGGGCCCUGCUCAAAUGAGCUUACAGUCUAUAGGAGGUGGGGCGUAAAACACAACAGGACAGGAGUUAGCAAUCAAAUAAAAGUAGGAGAGAAACAGAGCUGGAGGAGGGAAUAGAGUGUUGCCCGUAGGAGAGAGCAAGGGACAGGUAUGUGAGGUAGAGGUUACUCUGGGAGGCCAUAACACAGGGACGGGGUGUGAACAGAGCAGGAUGGCUACAGGGAUGACCACGUGAACAGUCCGGAAUGGACACAGGGACAAGGUGGGAGCAGAGUGGGAUGGACACAGGGACGAGGUGGGAGCAGGGCGGGAUGGACACAGGGACGAGGUGGGAGCAGGGCGGGAUGGACACAGGGAUGAGGUGGGAGCAGGAUGGACACAGGGACGAGGUGUGAGCAGAGCUGGAUGGACACAGGGACGAGGUGGGAACAGGGCGGGAUGGACACAGGGAUGAGUUGGGAGCAGGGCGGGAUGGACACAGGGACGAGGUGGAAGCAGGGCGGGAUGGACAGAGAAACGAGGUGUGAGCAGAGAGCGGGAUGGAUACAGGGACGUGGUGUGAGCAGGGCGGGAUGGACACAGGGACGAGGUGGGAGCAGAGCGGGAUGGAUACAGGGACAAGGUGUGAGCAGGGCGGGAUGGACACAGGGACGAGGUGUGAGCAGGGCAGGAUGGAUAGAGGGACGAGGUGUGAGCAGAGUGGGAUGGACAGAGGGACGAGGUGUGAGCAGAGUGGGAUGGACAGAGGGACGUGGUGUGAGCAGAGAGCGGGAUGGAUACAGGGACGUGGUGUGAGCAGGGCGGGAUGGAUACAGGGACAAGGUGUGAGCAGGGCGGGAUGGACACAGGGACGGGGUGUGAGCAGGGCAGGAUGUAAGGAACCCCCACCUGGGUGCAGAUUUCAUUAAGUUUAUAUUGUUCAUUAUUCCAUUUAAUGAGUUUCAUCACAACUGCGACUCAAUGUACAUGUGCUCACAAUUCCUGUGCCCUCUGUCGGCAGCCCAAAUCUCUCCUACAGGAAUUCUAACGGGCAGACUACAAUUCACAUAUUCUGUCUGCCCUAACCCUAUCUCACCUUCUUUUCUACAAUUUCUAUUGGUAAUAUUCAGUGAUCUCUCUCACCUUCUGGAUAUGGUUAGUAUAAUACCCAGCCACCUACCUCGCCUUCUGGAUAUGGUUAGUAUAAUACCCAGCUGUCUGCCUCACCUUCUGGAUAUGGUUAGUAUAAUACCCAGCUACCUACCUCACCUUCUGGAUAUGGUUAGUAUAAUACCCAGCCACCUACCUCACCCUCUGGAUAUGUUUAGUAUAAUACCCAGCCACCUACCUCACCUUCUGGAUACGGUUAGUAUAAUACCCAGCCACCUACCUCACCUUCUGGAUACGGUUAGUAUAAUACCCAGCCACCUACCUCACCUUCUGGAUAUGGUUAGUAUAAUACCCAGCUACCUACCUCACCUCCUGGAUAUGGUUAGUAUAAUACCCAGCCACCUACCUCACCCUCUGGAUAUGGUUAGUAUAAUACCCAGCCACCUACCUCACCUUCUGGAUACGGUUAGUAUAAUACCCAGCCACCUACCUCACCUCCUGGAUAUGGUUAGUAUAAUACCCAGCUACCUACCUCACCUUCUGGAUAUGGUUAGUAUAAUACCCAGCCACCUACCUCACCUCCUGGAUAUGGUUAGUAUAAUACCCAGCCACCUACCUCACCUCCUGGAUAUGGUUAGUAUAAUACCCAGCCACCUACCUCACCUUCUGGAUACAGUUAGUAUAAUACCCAGCCACCUACCUACCUCACCUUCUGGAUAUGGUUAGUAUAAUACCCAGCCACCUACCUCACCUUCUGGAUAUGGUUAGUAUAAUACCCAGCCACCUACCUCACCUUCUGGAUAUGGUUAGUAUAAUACCCAGCCACCUACCUCACCUCCUGGAUAUGGUUAGUAUAAUACCCAGCCACCUACCUCACCUUCUGGAUAUGGUUAGUAUAAUACCCAGCUGUCUACCUCACCUUCUGGAUACGGUUAGUAUAAUACCCAGCCACCUACCUCACCUUCUGGAUAUGGUUAGUAUAAUACCCAGCCACCUACCUCACCUUCUGGGUAUGGUUAGUAUAAUACCCAGCCACCUACCUCACCUUCUGGAUAUGGUAAGUGUAAUACCCAGCCACCUACCUCACCUCCUGGAUAUGCUUAGUAUAAUACCCAGCUGUCUGCCUCACCUUCUGGAUAUGGUUAGUAUAAUACCCAGCCACCUACCUCACCUUCUGGAUAUGGUUAGUAUAAUACCCAGCCACCUACCUCACCUCCUGGAUAUGGUUAGUAUAAUACCCAGCCACCUACCUCACCUUCUGGGUAUGGUUAGUAUAAUACCCAGCUACCUACCUCACCUUCUGGAUACGGUUAGUAUAAUACCCAGCCACCUACCUCACCUCCUGGAUAUGCUUAGCAUAAUACCCAGCUGUCUGCCUCACCUUCUGGAUAUGGUAGGUAUAAUACCCAGCUACCUACCUCACCUUCUGGAUAUGGUUAGCAUAAUACCCAGCCACCUACCUCACCUCCUGGAUAUGGUUAGUAUAAUACCCAGCCACCUACCUCACCUUCUGGAUAUGGUUAGUAUAAUACCCAGCUACCUACCUCACCUUCUGGAUACGGUUAGUAUAAUACCCAGCCACCUACCUCACCUUCUGGAUAUGGUUAGUAUAAUACCCAGCUACCUACCUCACCCUCUGGAUAUGGUUAGUAUAAUACCCAGCUACCUACCUCACCUUCUGGAUAUGGUUAGUAUAAUACCCAGCUACCUACCUCACCUUCUGGAUAAGGUUAGUAUAAUACCCAGCCACCUACCUCACCCUCUGGAUAUGGUUAGUAUAAUACCCAGCCACCUACCUCACCUUCUGGAUAUGGUUAGUAUAAUACCCAGCCACCUACCUCACCUUCUGGAUAUGGUUAGUAUAAUACCCAGCCACCUACCUCACCUUCUGGGUAUGGUUAGUAUAAUACCCAGCCACCUACCUCACCUUCUGGGUAUGGUUAGUAUAAUACCCAGCCACCUACCUCACCUUCUGGAUAUGGUUAGUAUAAUACCCAGCCACCUACCUCACCUCCUGGAUAUGGUUAGUAUAAUACCCAGCCACCUACCUCACCUUCUGGGUAUGGUUAGUAUAAUACCCAGCCACCUACCUCACCUCCUGGAUAUGGUUAGUAUAAUACCCAGCCACCUACCUCACCUUCUGGAUAUGGUUAGUAUAAUACCCAGCUACCUACCUCACCUUCUGGAUACGGUUAGUAUAAUACCCAGCCACCUACCUCACCUUCUGGAUACGGUUAGUAUAAUACCCAGCUAUCUGCCUCACCUUCUGGAUAUGGUUAGUAUAAUACCCAGCCACCUACCUCACCUUCUGAAUACGGUUAGUAUAAUACCCAGCCACCUACCUCACCUUCUGAUAUGUUGCAAGGAAUACCCAUCCCACCCUACCUCACCUUCGAUAUGUAUAGUGUAUAAUACCCAGCCACCUACCCCACCUUCUGGAUAUGGUUGCAUAAUACCCAGCUACCUACCUCACCUCUGGACAUGGGUUAGUAUAAUACCCUGUUUUGCUCAAGUUCCCCACCUUCUUGGAUACCGUUAGUAUAAUACCAGCCACCUACCUCACCUUCUGAUAUGGUUAGUAUAAUAAUACCCAGCCUACUCCUCACCUUCUGGAUAAUAAUGUUGGUAUACUACCCAGCCACCCACCUCAAAUUCUUCUGAUACGGUUAGUAUAAUACCCAGCUAUCUGCUCACCUUCUGGAUAUGGUUAGUAUAAUACCCAGCCACCUACCUCCUUCCUUCAUAUGGUUAGUAUAAUACCCAGCCACCUACCUCACCUUCUGGAUAUGGUUAGUAUAAUACCCAGCCACCUACCUCACCUCUGGGUAUCUAGUAUAAUACCCUUCUAUCUCCUACCUUCUGAUAUGGUUAGUAUAAUACCCAGCCACCUACCUCACCUUCUUGAUAUGGUUAGUAUAAUACCCAGCCACCUACCUCACCUUCUGGAUAUGGUUAGUAUAAUACCCAGCCACCUACCUCACCUUCUGGAUAUGGUUAGUAUAAUACCCAGCCACCUACCUCACCUUCUGGAUAUGGUUAGUAUAAUACCCAGCUGUCUGCCUCACCUCCUGGAUAUGGUUAGUAUAAUACCCAGCCACCUACCUCACCUCCUGGAUAUGGUUAGUAUAAUACCCAGCUACCUACCUCACCUUCUGGAUAUGGUUAGUAUAAUACCCAGCCACCUACCUCACCUCCUGGAUAUGGUUAGUAUAAUACCCAGCUGUCUGCCUCACCUCCUGGAUAUGGUUAGUAUAAUACCCAGCCACCUACCUCACCUCCUGGAUAUGGUUAGUAUAAUACCCAGCUGUCUGCCUCACCUUCUGGAUAUGGUUAGUAUAAUACCCAGCCACCUACCUCACCUUCUGGAUAUGGUUAGUAUAAUACCCAUCCACCUACCUCACCUUCUGGAUAUGGUUAGUAUAAUACCCAGCUAUCUGCCUCACCUUCUGGAUAUGGUUAGUAUAAUACCCAGCCACCUACCUCACCUCCUGGAUAUGGUAGGUAUAAUACCCAGCCACCUACCUCACCCUCUGGAUACGGUAAGUAUAAUACCCAGCUAUCUGCCUCACCUUCUGGAUACGGUUAGUAUAAUACCCAGCCACCUACCUCACCUUCUGGAUAUGGUAGGUAUAAUACCCAGCCACCUACCUCACCCUCUGGAUACGGUAAGUAUAAUACCCAGCCACCUACCUCACCUUCUGGAUAUGGUUAAUAUAUCACCCAGCCUCCUACCUCACCAUCUGGAUACAGUUAGUAUAAUACCCAGCCACCUACCUCACCUUCUGGAUAUGCUUAGUAUAAUACCCAGCUACCUACCUCACAUGCAGGAUAUGCUUAGUAUAAUACCCAGCUACCUACCUACCUCACCCUCUGAAUAUGGUAAGUGUAUUACCCAGCCACGUACCUCAUCACCUCCUCUUCCUGGCUGCAUAACGUGUAUUGUUACAAAUACUUAUUUAUCUAUUGGUCAGCGCUGCAGACUAUGCUGGUGCCCUACAAGUAAUACAGGUAAUAAUAUUAAUUUAAAUAUUUAAAUCAUACAGUUUAUGCAUUUAUUGAUUCAUUUAAUAAAAUUAGUUUUUAUAUUGUAUUAUAUAUUAUAUUAUAUGACAAUAGAAAUGAAUUAAACAUAUAAUAUAUUAUGAAUAAUUACAAAACUGAGUCUGUGUCACAAGAAAAGCGGAUGUAGCGGACCGGCAAUAUUAAAUCCCACGAAUUCCGCUGGUACAUACAGUAAUCCACAGUCAGCGCUGAAAAGCAAGGCAAUCUCCCAGUAACCGGACGAAACACAGUUCUGAGAGUCAACUGAGGUCUUUAUUUUCAGCUCCACAAUUUAUACAAUUCCCCAUGCAAGGGGUUUCCUGAGUCCCAUCCCAGGGGCAUUCCCAGAGUCGACUACAUGGGGAACUUACUGUUCAAGGCAUGUCUCCCAUCAGGCACUGCUGCACGAGAGGGAUACUCCCACAGGAACGUACCGUUAAGUGGAUUAUCCCUCCGUGCAGCAGAACCAACAAUUUAUAUUAAAAUGCAUAACUUUUCGAAUAUGCGGUCUAUUUGCACGAGUGGACGUUCGGUAGAUAGCUGGGGUCUGAGCACAUCAUUCGUGAGAUUACUGCUCAGAUCCCAGCUAAAACAACCGAACGCCGCACGAAAAACACAUUCAUUAAAAUACAUGUUCAAAAGACCGAUUAUAUUCUAGGGAACAAAAUACCGAACGGCCCGGAACUCCCGAACGGCCUGGAAGUUCAGCGGUGUUCGCGCCGCCGAGUAGCCAUUUUUAGUACCAUGCGCUCGACGACCAAACACCGCGGAGGGAACAAAGGUUCCAAGAUGGCCGACCGCCGCAUGGUCGGUAGUCGAACGGCGGCCACCUAGGAGAGCCUCUAAUUACCGAUUGCAACAUUGUUGCAAUCGGUUAACAAGCGCCACACGCCUCUAAGUGUGUGGGCUAUUACAUGGGGGGGUUUUCGGUUCACAAACGGCCAGCAAAGGUGCCGUUCGUGAAACGAAAUUCAAUACAGCUAUCUGCGUUCGGCUGAUAGCCAAUACAGGACAUACAGGGUAUUACAACCAGCAUAUAUUAUACAUAGUUAAACACAUAUCCCACAACCAUACAUGCAACCCUUAAAGGCACAGUCUCUUUAUAUUGUCCAAGUGGCUAGGUUUGCCACAGCGGAGUUCAUUCUCAGCAAUAGAAACGUGAGCAAUAUGAGCUCACAGACCGUGAAGACAGAAGACGCGUAGGAACUUGGAGACUCUUAAGAGAGAGGGUUCGGUAAAUAUAUCUGGCGGUUCUUUCUUUGUAAUAAAAUAUGCAGCCAAUAUAAGAGCAUCAGGUGCAUGCUGGGAUAUUUUCUCAGUUUACGGUGCAUAAAACAGGCAAUAUAUGUCAAACACUACUACAAAAAUACAAGGAAGACUGCGGGACACAAUUAAAAAUAAACUUUUCUGUAUUUUAUUGAUUUAAUUGAGAAUUCCAGUAGACCAUGAGAUGUUAUUUUUUAAUCUCUCUGCAUUGAGAUAUUUUGCGCAUGUGUUCUCAUUUGCUGUAUUCGCUCUAUCCUAGGCAUUUCGACAGAGGAAUCAAUGACUGGCUUUGCAAGUAAGUAGCGAUGGUCGUGUGGCUGGUUUCUGACUGUGUAUACAUUCUACACUAAUCUUUAAUAUACUUUAAUUCACUAGAACCUGUCCAAGCUUAUCUUUAACCCCUACAUGAUAUUGUCGUUUUCCUUUUGUUAAUCUCAGUGUCCCAUGUACAGAGUCCGCCCAAGGCGGUGGUUUUCAUAUUUUACAUAGUGGUUAGUUCUUCGAGUAACUCACCCAACGUCAAUUUUUGUGUUGCGAUCCUCCUAUGUUUUUUUUCCCUGGACCUAGUUUUAGUUGAAGUGAGACCUUUCAAACAAGGCAGAAUACAAAAAUAUUUGAAAAAAGCUAUUUAAAAAUGAAUUUUGAUGAAAGUCUCCCUGGAGUAUUAAAAAAUAGACAGUUGGGGUUUUUGUGACAUCUUUUUGUUUUCUGUUAGGUAUGUCUAUGACUACAUUGGAGAAAAACAUGAUAACAUUAAGAAGGAGCUGGUGGCCACUAUAGCCACGUUCACAGUUACCACCUUGUGGCUCGGUCCGUGCAAAAUUGUUUACAUCUGGUCUGUCUUCAAUUGCUUUGGUCUCAACUUUGAACUUUGGGUACAAAAAUUCUUCGAGCUGGAGACAUUUGCUAAACUCGAGGUUCGUAAGAGGCGUUAUUUUUUAUAUGACAAGACUGAUAAGAAUUAAAGGGGAACUGUCACUGCCAUGCAUAUUCAUUAUGUUUACAUAUCCCUUAGAUAUAAUGAAUAUCUGUUUGUGAGAUGUGAUAAAAUAAAACUAAAUGUAGAAAUUCAUAUUGUGCGUCUGGGCGCCUCCAUUUUAGCUCCCCCUUAGACACUGUUAUAAGCUCUGUCCUGUGCACUUGGCAGUCAGCAUAGAGAGCAGACAUGUAACGAUGUUUCUCCUCGUUUGCAAGGUUUACCCUGGCUUUGCCAGGACUGUACUGGAUUAUGAUGUAAUUUGCUAAAUAAUAUAAAUGAAAAAUAUAAUGGAGAUUAAAUAUAAUAUAAUCUCGUGAAAAAAAGGUAACACAAGUUAUAGGUGAUUUCCAAUGUUUUAUUUGUUGGUGAACAUUCCAGAGAAAUGACAGUUCCUCUUUAAACUUUAAUUUAAAACUUCCAUCCUCUUUGUACUAUCUUUCUUAUUCAAAACAUCAUUAAAGGUUCUAUUUAUUAAAAAAUAAUACUAACACAUUUGAAUACUGGCUGCAAUUUGGUAGUUUGUAAAGUGUUACUCCAACCAAAAACGAUGUUUUAAUAAAAUAUUAAUUUGAAUAAAAUAUUAACGCAGUAUGUCCCCAUUAACAGAUAACACAUCAUUUUAUCGGUUCCAUAAAGCCAAACCUGGCUAAAAAUUUUGGAAUCUUGUGUCACCUUCUUGUUAGAUUACAAACUCCACAUUCCAGGAGAAAUGCUGGAAACAUGUUCCUCUCGAUGAAAUACUCUACGGUACCCAGAUGUUUAGUUGUCAUUUCUACAGAGAAACUGAUCUACGGAGUUUGAAAUAAGGGAAAGGCGAUGUCAUGAAUGGGAGUGGGAGAGAGUAUCCAUUCAUUCUUUGCAGUUGUACCGUAUUAGCACAAUGUAUAGACUGAUCGAUGCUAUUAUUGAAAUGAAAUGCUCAUAGCGUUCGUAGAACACUAUAAUUGUAUUUAUUUUACUAAAACAUAGCUUUGUAGUCAAAAAGUGAAUGUAACUCUGUAACCAGUGGAACAAAAUUACACAUUGUUAUCUUGAAUAUCCCAUUCCCUUUUUUAGGCGAGGUUGCCUGAGUCCAUGUCUAGAAGAAUCCGAGGAGUUUUCGGUGCAGCUAAUUUUUGGGCCAUUAUUUUAUACAAUGUAUUAUCCCUGAACAGUCCUGAGUUUGCUCUUUUGGUUUCUAAAAGACUUCUGCUGAAAGGUAACUGUGUGUAACAUAUUCCUCCUCACCUUGCGGUAAUUGCACCCAGCGGCCGUGCGUCUGUAAUACUGACUCUUGCAACAUGUUGAUGGACUUUUUAUUUCUAUUGUAUUGUGGGGAAGUGGGGGAAUUUUCACAUGCAUAAUUGGGGGUUCUGAAAAAAUAGCAAUUGUGGGGCGAAGUUCUAAAGGUUCUCAUAUUGAACUGUUUCCCAGAGUUGCUGGUUAUAUACCUAACAGAUGGGUGGAAAGGAAAAGUGGAUCGUUAGAGGGUGUUUAACAGAGGAUCGAAAUGACACCAGAGUAGCCUAGUUUCAUCUCUGGUUAGUCACAUAUGUGGAUAACAAACUAAGUGGGAGGGGGGAUUGUUGGAUAGCUUGCCAUCUUCAUAACUUGAUUGUUGAAGCUCAGAAAUGCUGUCUGAAUAUAGAAGUAUCCCAACACUUCUCUUUCUAGAUGUUUAUUAUUUGUUACAAUUGCUCUGGAAUUAAUUAAAUUAAUUUACAAUGGUUUAUUUCUUGUGGAUUGAUGGACUUUAGAUGAAUAGCUUUGACUUGUCUAACAUCCAUUAAAGUGUUGAAGAUAUUCAUUGUCAUGGUGGAUGAGCGUUCUUAUAAUCACUGUUUAAAUUAAUACCAGGUUUUAAAUUCCUUAAAUGGGAGUAAUCACGCACUCUAACCGUCAUCAUCAACCGCCACAUCAGCAUUUUCCUGCAAUCUCAUUAUUUUUGGAGAUGAGUUUGAUUUGGCAUGUUGCUCCAUGCCAUUGGCUGUCAAUCAGAUAGCCAGGUGAUUAUUAUUAUUAUUUUUUUAGGAAGACCAGUUUUGCACAACUUGUGCACAACACCCGCACAACUUUGAACAGGCUGUCUCUGCUCCCAGGAGACAGAUGACUACAGGCUAGAAUUAAACUGAGCCAGAAAAAAGAUGAAUUGGCCACUUUAUAAAAGAUUAAAGGAUUAAGUCUGUGUUUGGUUAUGGUUCUUAUAACAAUAUAAAUUUGGCUCUUAUUUUUUAAUUAUUUUUAAAUAUGGAUGGAAAAAGCAUCUUUAGGGUGGCUGAAAUAUUACAUAUCUUUUAACCAUUAUAUCUUCUUCUAGGAUUCCCAGAAAGCACAUUUUCCAUUUUGUUUGUGACUUACUGCGGCGUACAACUAAUUAAGGAAAGGGAGCGCACCCUGGCCAUAGAGGAAGAAAGGAGCGAGAAACUGAAGACAUCCUAA
Pelobates cultripes (western spadefoot toad) is the source of this 31947-nucleotide messenger RNA. Lineage: Eukaryota; Metazoa; Chordata; Amphibia; Anura; Pelobatidae. The record is from the annotation of a GenBank genome assembly.